Molecule: messenger RNA, 631 nt
Organism: Suillus bovinus
Lineage: Eukaryota; Fungi; Basidiomycota; Agaricomycetes; Boletales; Suillaceae
Exons: 3
Coding region: 103-534 (143 amino acids)
Source: RefSeq, a predicted model, not a curated record
UGAUUCGGACACCUCGACAGCACUAAAUAAGACCGUGCCAAAGAAAAAGAACCCAAAUGCAACGAAGGAGGUACAUGGUAGAACAACUGCAUAGUAGUCUAUAUGCUAUUGAUAGGGUUGCCUCAAACCCAGGCGGCACAAACGCAGCAUUUGAGAAUUAUUGGCGAAAGCUCGACAAGGACAAGAAAAAGAAGUAUCAAGAUAAACUUGCGCUCGUGCGAACAGCAAGAGCUUGCUUGCGCUGUCGCAUCGCCUAGUACUAUCACUGGCGCUGGGCAGCAAGGUAGGAAGGGCAGCGGACUGGAUGAUAUCGGCGCCACUCUAGAUCGUGCCCAGGCUGUUCUCUUCCGCAUGGCUAUCGUCGUUACCACUAUCAUCAUCAUUUUCGCAUUAUUGUCUUUGUAUGGAUAUGAUUAUGCUUCUCGUUUCUGCAUUACUAUUGUUCCUACAUCGCUGUCAUGUCCAUGUCUGCAUAUCAUCGUACCUGUGUAUGUAAUACAAGCACGUCUUAUAUUUUGUGACAUUCAUAUGUAAACCACGUCGUCCUAUUUGAGGUAAAAUCAUAAAUGGAUGUCCACGCUCAGCCAGGUAUCCUAAGCGGGCUGGAUCAAUCUGGCUGAGGCUGUCGUGG